Molecule: messenger RNA, 1411 nt
Organism: Photinus pyralis (common eastern firefly)
Lineage: Eukaryota; Metazoa; Arthropoda; Insecta; Coleoptera; Lampyridae
Exons: 10
Coding region: 146-1360 (404 amino acids)
Source: RefSeq, a predicted model, not a curated record
UAACCAACCGUCCAUUACGAGUUACGAGGUUACGACGCGACGCCAUUUCUUUCCUUUACACAAAGCUUUACAUAAAAUAUUAUCACAGAUUUAACUUUGGCUUUACUUUUUGCUAUCCGUAUCGUACGUACUUGUUCUGCGGUUUAUGCGUUGUUUUCGUGUGUACUGUGUAUUCUCUUUCAAGAUGAAAUAUGCUGUUGUCUGUUUUUUGGAUGAGGUUGUAGACAAUGAAAUGGUUGUGUCUGAAGUACCAGCCACAUGGCUGUUCAAUAACAAUACAUUUUGUAAAUGGCCGCCAAAUCAUCAAAAUAUUCAUAUUAAUAAAGGUACAAUUCCAAAAGAUAAUUGGACAAUUCAUCGUGUCCGUUGUGAAUCGAUAUGUGAUAGUUUAGAGCUGGCCAGAAAAAGGUGCACUAUCGUUAGUAGUAGUGACGAAUGUGGCAAAGGUAUGCGAAAGAAAAAGCCCACCAAACAUUACCAAAAUUACUAUAGAACCUGCGAGUCUCCACCAUCUUUUGAUGAUGUGCAGCAGUCUCUCAAUGAACAAGGUUAUGAAAGUGAGACACCCUACUCUGAAAAAACAGAUUCCCAUAAUUCAGAAGCGUCGUAUUGCCCUAAUUCUCAGCAAACAGGAGGACAUAUGGAUAGCUUUCAGCCAUCAUUAGACGCAGAGCGGUCAAUGAUAAGUACAAACCCAGUAGUUCCAAUUGAUGUUGAUCCAUUGAGCUACAAUUCUGAUCAUACUAAUAAUUCAAUGUCUGCUAACAUUCCUCUCGUAAUGAGAGACACUGAUGUUGAAGCUCCACCUGCGUCUGAAAUUUUGUACCAAAUUCCUCGCCAAAUUCCAAAUAUUACGUACAAUAGUACAAGUUGUGUGGAGAAAAAAUUGGACCAAGUGUUAAGAAUGUUAACAGCCAUCAAAUUGGAUCUAGAUGAACUAAAAUUGAAGAAUGGUAAAACCAACCAGCCUGAUCAGGUUUCCAUACCAGAGUUUCCACUACAAUCUGUAGAAGAUUUAGAAACGUUUGAAAGAAACCUACAAACUGAUGAGGAAUUUAAAGUAAAAGUGAUUAAAUACUUUAAAUAUGUAGGAGGAACAUCUUUAAGAGAUAUAACUACUAGAUGUCUUAAAAAAAGUUUUACAAAUAGCUUGUGCGAAAAAUGUUCAUGGAAGGGCUGGAGAAAUAAUAAUUAUAAAGUUGAAGAUUUAAUUUUAAUUAAAUGUCUUUAUGAUGCCAUUUCUUCAGUUUUCCAAUGCACUGAAAAGGAGUUCGAAAUUAUGGUACGGGAUUAUUUGCGUCAUGGAAAGCAACGCCGAGAACGAGAAGAAAAGAACAAGUCCAAAAACGAUGUUGUUUAAUAUAUUGUAAUUAUUUUCAAUAAAUUCUAUAUCGCCGUGUAUACUUUUAAA